Messenger RNA from Symsagittifera roscoffensis, 1258 nucleotides. RefSeq names its product voltage-dependent anion-selective channel protein 2-like. Bases 37 to 903 code for a protein of 288 amino acids. Lineage: Eukaryota; Metazoa; Xenacoelomorpha; Acoela; Convolutidae. Gene Ontology annotation, cellular component: mitochondrial outer membrane. Gene Ontology annotation, biological process: monoatomic anion transmembrane transport. The transcript has 8 exons. The record is from RefSeq and is a predicted model, not a curated record. Gene Ontology annotation, molecular function: voltage-gated monoatomic anion channel activity.
UAAACUUAUUAAAUAGAUACCCGUGACUCUUACGAAAUGGCUCCUUCAAGCUUUGCCGAUUUAGGAAAAGAUGUCAGAGACCUGUUUUCUAAAGGAUUUCACAGUGGAGUUGUGAAGCUGGAUGUAAAGACAGUAGCCGACAACAAGGUCGAGUUCAAGAUUAGUGGCACUCAUGCAAAUGACUCGGGUAAAACUGACGGCAAAGUAGAGGGCAAGUACAAGUGCAAAGAGUACGGCGCAACUUUGACGGAAACUUGGGACACAAAAAACACAGUCGGAUGCAAAGUGGAAGUGGAAGAUAAAGUUUUACAAGGUUUGAAGGUGGUUCUCGAUUCCAGCUUCAACACUGGAAGUGGCGCAAAAGACGGCUCACUGAAAACAGUUUUCAAGAACAAAUUCUUCAAUGGUGAACUAGAAUCAGGCCUGCAUUUCAAAGCGCCGCUGAUUAAGACUGCCGCCGUCAUUGGAUGUCCUGCAGUCGGCUAUGAGGGCUGGAUGUUGGGAGGUCUGGUGCAUGUGGACAGUGGGAAGAGUGCCCUGGUUAAGAGUGAACUGGCUCUGGGCUAUGUCACCCCCAGUCUGAAAUUGCUGGCUUCUCUCAAGGAGAUGAGCGAAUUCGGAGCAUCCGUCUACAACAAGGUGAACCCUACCACGGAGAUUGGGGUGAGUCUAGGAUGGACUGCGGGCACUACCUUCACUAAGUUCGGCCUGGCUGCCAAGCACAAGAUAGACAAGACGAGUCACGUGAACGGAGCAGUGGACAACAGCAGCAACCUAAAACUCGCUUACACUAACGAAGUAUCUCCUGGAGUGAAACUUACUUUCUCCGGAGUACUUGACACUAAAGCCAUCAGUGGGGGAGACCACAAAAUAGGGUUCGGAGUGGACAUGGAUUACUCUUAGAAGAGCAAUGAAGACACCUGAGAAUUGUACCAACUUUUGCUACCAGAGAAAAUAAAACAGUUGUUGAGGAACUUCUCUUUAAAGUGCCACAAAUUAGUUGCACUUAAUCCUAUGCAGAAGCAUACUCCCUUAAUGUCAUGACAUGAAUUAACUAAUACAAUAUUCAAGCGGAUAUAUACACUUGCUAUGAGAACAGAUUUGAGCUGUGAUGGAUAGUUAAGUUGCUGACUUUUUGAAACAGUGGAUUUUGUUUAUAAAGAUCUCUUGUCUGAAGGAAUAUAAAUCUAUUUGAACUUGCCUGGUUAACAUUAUUAAUGACUGCAGCGAAUUAAUUAACUGAUUAUAAAGAGCCAAA